UAUCGUCAGCGUGCCCAGGUCCUCUCCUCCAUCCAUAAGGACCAACCAGGUCACCCGGUAACGAGAGCUGUCUAUUGGAUAAGCUACAUCCUCCGUCACCAUGGCGCCAACCAUUUACGAUCCUCUGUCUACACUGUGUCCACCUACCAGUACUUCCUAUUGGACGUUGUGCUGGUCGUAGGGGCGGGGCUGGCCCUGAUUGGCUACCUGUUUUACCGGAUAGCAGGGCUACUAAGGUCAAAGGUUAAGGUUCAGGAGCGGGGGAGUGAGGUUGGCCACGGUGACAGUGGCGACGACAAGGCAAACGGACAUUGCCAUAGCAACGGAGCGGUCGCUAACGGGAAGMACAAACGUAACGGAGCGCCGGUGGAGAACGACAAGAAGAUGAAGUAAAGGGGCGGAGACUCUGUUCUGGGGUCAGAGGUCGGAGAGGAAGCUGAUUCUAAUGUAGAGAUUUAGGGUUUGGGGGAGAACAGAACACUCCUCAUUCUGGGAGACUGCAGAAAGACGGGGAUGAGGUGUGUGUGUGUUUGUUUCGGGGGAGGGAGGAGGGUUCAACCAAUGCUUACAAAACAACAACAACAUCAACAACCAAGGAGCUGGAAAGUCCAAAAGUCCUCCUCUCUCUCUCUCUCUCUGUCUCUGUCUCUCUCUCUGCCCCCUCUCUCCUCUCCUCUUAUCUCUGGAAUGGAAGGAUGAUGAAGAGAGUCUCUGUUUAACACCAACAAGGUUAAACUAUGUGAGGUUUUGAAGGAGAAUCGCUGCUCACCAAGCGACGGUGGACAUGUGUUACAUAUAACAACAACACGCUAAGCUAUUCUUUAAUCAGAUUAUAUUUUAUUUAUUUAAUUUCACUCAUCAAUCAGUCAAAAUGCAGUGUACAGUACAUCCUAACAGGGUUGGAAUGAUAUAAUGUUAUGUUAGUUAGAUAUACAGUAUAAUUAGAUUUAAUGUAUGUCUGUUUCUCUGUCUGUCUGGGAUUUGUUAUGUUAGUAAGAUAUACAGUGUAUUUAGACAGAGAGACAGACUUUAUAUCUAUCUGCUUCCCUCAUUCCCUCUAGACUGUCCCUAAUGGCCCCUAUUCCUUCCCUCAUUCCCUCUAGACUGUCCCUAAUGGCCCC
This is a messenger RNA of Salvelinus sp. IW2-2015, 1121 nucleotides long. The record is from RefSeq and is a predicted model, not a curated record. NCBI's taxonomy places the organism in Eukaryota, Metazoa, Chordata, Actinopteri, Salmoniformes, Salmonidae.